Molecule: messenger RNA, 9682 nt
Organism: Choloepus didactylus (southern two-toed sloth)
Lineage: Eukaryota; Metazoa; Chordata; Mammalia; Pilosa; Megalonychidae
Gene: BBS10
Product: Bardet-Biedl syndrome 10
Exons: 2
Coding region: 415-2580 (721 amino acids)
Biological process (GO): chaperone-mediated protein complex assembly
Molecular function (GO): ATP binding; ATP-dependent protein folding chaperone
Source: RefSeq, a predicted model, not a curated record
GAGAGCAGGUCAGUUCUACCCGUGGUGCACUUGCCGUUCUUCACACAGGCCCUACUAUAAUGCCGACUUAGGAAGGAAAUCUCCCAGAAGACAGCAGGGAUUUGGGGGCAGCUGAAGCCACGGAAAAAGAAUUAAUUUUCCGAAAGAGGAGGUUUUGCGGUUUCCGCUUCAGUGACAACCACUGGAAAGACCUGGCCUUUCUACUUACGCACGCGAUUGGACCGUGAGUGGCAGAGAGGCGGUACAUUUGUGCGGAGCGGGCGGACAGGAAAUUCGCUCUCCCAACCAACUAAGCCGCGCCUCCCCGGCUUCCGGUCUCCUCCCUGUCCCCCACUUCCGGUCUCGCCCCGCCGCUCCCGGAAGGCUGAGUGUUCCGCUCGCUGGCGGCGGGGAAAGAUUCUGACCCGAAGAACUAUGGCUGCCGAGGGGUCUGCGAAGACGGCGUUGCAGGUGGCCGAGGUGCUGGAAAACAUCAUGAGCAGCUGCCUGGGGCCAGACGGGCGGCAGGUUUUGUGUACGAAGCCCACCGGUGAGGUGCUGCUCAGUCGGGAUGGAGGCCGCCUCCUGGAGGCGCUACACUUAGAGCAUCCCAUAGCGAGGAUGAUUGUGGCAUGUGUUUCCAGUCAUCUCAAAAAAACAGGAGAUGGUGCUAAAACAUUUAUUAUCUUUCUUUGCCAUUUGCUCAGAGGACUUCAAGCAAUCACAGACAAAGAAAAGGAUUCUUUGAUUUCUGGAAAUAUUCAAACUCAUGGAAGGCAUUGGAAAAAUUGUUGUCAGUGGAAAUUUAUUUCUCAAGCUCUUUUAAGGUUUCAGACACAAACAUUAGACUAUGUGAUGGACCAAUACUUACGCAGACACUUUUUGACUAUCUUUUCUUCAUCUACUAAAGAGAGAAUAUUGUGUAGGAGAUCUUUACAGUUGCUCUUAGAAGCAUACUUUUGUGGAAGAGUGGGAAGAAGUAAUCAAAAAUUUAUUUCACAGUUGAUGUCUGACUAUUUUUUCAAGUGUAUGGCUAGUAAAAGUGGGAAUGAAGUAUUUGAGUUAAUGGAUGACUGUUUUGUAGAACUGACUGUUGGUGUUACUGGUCUUCCUGUUUCAGAUUCUAGGAUUGUACCCGGGCUUGUGCUUCACAGAGAUUUUUCUGUGUACUGCCCAGCAGAUGGUGACAUAAGAAUAGCUGUAGUAACAAAAACCAUUCAGCCUCUUUUUUCAACUUCUGAAUCAGAGUUUGUUCUAAAUUCAGAAGCACAAUUUCAGGCAUCACAAUUUUGGAUUAUAGAAAGGACAAAAGCAAUAAUAAGACAUUUACAGAGUCAGAAUGUGAAAUUGCUCCUAUCUAGUGUGAAACAACCAGACUUACUUAUAUAUUAUGCAGGACUGAAUGGCAUAUCAGUGGUGGAGUGCUUAUCAUCAGAAGUUUCUCUCAUCCAGAAGAUCCUUGGAGUUUUUCCUUUUGUACUACCACAGUCCUCUUCACAAUGUGAAAUCUCUCACACUGCCUUGGUGAGAUUUUGUAAACCCCUUAUCCUUAGAUCCAAAAGGUAUGUUCAUCUUGGCUUGAUUAGCACAUGUUCAUUUAUACCACACUGUAUAGUUCUUUGUGGACCAGUGCAGGGCCUUAUUGAACAACAUGAGAAUGCUUUGCAUGGAGCAAUUAAAAUGCUUCAGCAGUUAUUUAAAGACUUUGGUCUAAGUUACAUGGCACAAGCCAACAACAAAAAUUAUAUAUCAAGUCCUCUUACUUUCAAGAAUAGUGGAGAAGGUGAUCAGCUAGCAGAAAUUGGUAAUGACUCAACACAAAGGCUGUAUCAGGGCACAAUUACAAAGAACAAAGAUGAACUGGCAAAAAUUCAGAGACGUGUAAUAGUACAUUCAAAUUUGGUAGUUCCAAACAAAGCAUUAGAAACAUACAGUCCAUGUUCAACACCAAAAUUGACACCAGCAGAUACAUAUCAAACAGAUGAAACACUGAGAUGUUUAUCUCCAAAUAAAAGCAGGAUAAUUGAUGACCAUGAACCAUUUAUUGAGAGUAAUUCUACUUCUAAUUCAACAACAGAAAACACCAGAAAAGAAAUUUCUUAUGGAAAUUUACAGGUGACAAAAAUUGCUGGCAAAGGGAGCAUUUUAUCAGUGGAAUAUAAGUCACUAGAGCUGUGUACUUCCCAAAGUAACUGUUCCUCAUCUUUGCCAGUAGGUUGUGUUUUGCCAGUGGGUGGUAAUUUUGAGAUCUUGUUACAUUACUAUCUUCUCAACUAUGCCAAAAAAUGCCAACAAUCAGAACAAACCAUGGUUAGUAUGAUAAUAGCUAAUGCACUUUUAGGUAUUCCCAAAAUCCUUUUUAAGUCUAAGAAAGGAAAUUAUAGCUUUCCCCAGAUAUAUGUAAGAGCUCUUUAUGCACUGAAAACCAGUCAGCCCAUGGAAAGCAGCAGUCAGACAGGCUUGGAGUCAGUUGCUGGUAAGUACCAGCUACUAACUUCAGUUCUUCAGUGUUUGACAAAAAUUUUAACCAUUGACUUGGUAAUCAAUAUUAAGAGGCAGCCUCAGAAAGUGUAUGAUCAAGAUUCAGAAGAUGAACUAUAAAAUCAAAACUUUUUUUUUUUUAACCAAAUUUUUAAUCCAGCUUAAGACAUAAAAUAAAGCUGACAUGUGACCAGUGAUUCUCAAGUCAUUUCGGUCCAGUUAGGAAAACAUGAUUAAAAUAUCUUUAGAAGAAAUAUACUAAGAGAGAAAUACACUGUAUGAGAAGCCAAGAUCUAGCUAUGUCUUUUUCUUCCUCCUUUUAUGCCUCUGUGUCUCAGCUUUGUGUUAGUCUGUGUAUUUGCAGGAGGGUUUUUCUUUAUAGCUCAUUUUUACUUUAUGUCUUUUUUACUCUCUUCAUCUCUCCUUCCUCAUCUGUGUUUAGCUCAUAGAAUUAUUUAGUCUCAGAUUAGAACGGGGUCUUAAAAUGCCAUCCCAUUUUAUUUGCUUCAUUUAAAAUAAUUUAGUUCCCGUACUCAUAAUUUCAUGUAGAAAAGCCUGGAUAGAGUUUCACCAGCCAUACACCAUUGAAUAUGUUACAGAAAGGAUAUGAAAUUCAUACUUUCAUUUUCUUGUGGCCCCUAAAAGCUUGUGAAGAUAAUGCUUGUAAUUGCUCGUUUUUCCUUGUUUUUGAUAACACAGCCAGAGUUCAAUAGUAACAAUAAUUUGAGAAUUAUUUCUUACUUUUAGUGUGAAGUUACAAAUGUUUGAUUCUAUUUUAAAAGUUUAUAAAUGCAGACAAUACUCUGCCUCUAGCUGUGGAGAAAGAUAAUGUCUGCUACUUUUACAUUCUUUGUCAACACCCAAAACACAGCUUUGUUUAUACCAAGUGUUCAGAAAUGCAUGUUGAAUAAAAUAGCAUGUUGAAUAAAAUAGCAUUAUCUUUAAUCCAUCCCUCUAAAUUCAUAUCACAAAAUCUUUUUGAGUGCUUACUAUAUGCCAAAUGCUGAGUAUACAUUGGUGAAUAAAAUAGACAUGGUUCCUGUCCUCAUACACCUUUCCUCAAAAGUUAAUGGGCAUGUACAUUAUGUGGAUUGAGGUUAAGUUUAAGACCGAAGGAGAACUAAACCCGAAUAAGUGGUGACUAAUAAUGUGUUUAAAAACUGACUUUCUAACAUGGAAUAUCUCAUGAUCUUUUACGUUAAAUAUAAUUCUGUUUUUUUUAGAUUUAUGCCAUAUAAUGAAUUAUUUCAUUUCUAUGACUAUGAGGAGAAUAAGUUUGCUUUGUUUCUUAUGUUGAAUUUAUAGAUGAAUGAAACUGCUUUGAAAUUGCAAUACAAUUUUUUUUCAUUCUUUUUUUUAAAUUAUUGCCUGUCAGGUCAUUUGAUAGUUUUGUUUUAUUUUGUUGUUGUUUUAAAUAUUCAUCUGUCUUCAAAGGCAUUCAAAGAUUUCUGGACAUGCCCAAUACCUUGCAUAUCAUAGGCAUGAAAUGCUAAAAUAGUCAACUAGUCCAGGAACCCCUUUGUAAGCCAGGGACUGGGUCUUUUAUAUGUUUGGCACCUGGUCCAUUAUCUGGCAUGCAAUAGGUAUCCAAUAAAUGUCUGUUGACAUACUGUUUAUUAAAUGAAUAGUCAUUCAGUCCUCAUCAAUGAGGUCAUGAUUUUUCUAUCAAAUGUUCAUGGGCAAAGAAUCUAGGGAGAAGGAGCAGGAAAUGUAUAACUGGCCUACAAAAAGCAUUCUUUUUUUCUUUUAAUUAAAAAUAAAAAAAAAUCCCUCAAAUAUGGUGGUAAAGCUUUCAUGGACCAUCCUUAUCAUUUACAGAAUGAUACCAGGGAGUUACAUCAUUGAGAUAGGAGAGCAUGUUUUAAAUGUAAUUUUAUUGUAUUUAUUAUACUCUCUUCCACAGAGGAUUUGGAGUUACUUACAAUAAAAACAGACAAAAUUAUGAUAAAACCUGAAUUAAAAAAAUGAAUCAAGACCAAGGAAAAGAUAAAGACAAAAAACAAGACCAUGUUCCUCUUUUCUAUUGCAUAAUGAAUAACCUUAAAAUAUAGGGAAUUUGAAUCAUUUUAUUACUACUCAUCAUUUUUCUGGGGGUUGACUGUGCUCACCUGGGCAGUUUACACUGUAUUCUACUGGCUGAGGCAGUCACAAAACUUCUGCUUAGAUUUAAGGGAGGGAACACACUCAAUGGAAAGAUUGUCAAUGUUAAAUUAUAAGAAGUGGGGCAGAAUAUAUUGAGGCAGUUGUCUUUGGAAAAUAACAAUCUGCUACACUAUGGAAGGGAAAAAGGUAAAUACAAAUUAACUUCUCAGCUGAGUUUUCUGUUACUAUUUUCUGAAGUUACGCGUCAGUCCACCCUCCCUCAAAUGCAUCUUUCCCCAAUAACCUUUUAUGAACCUCCUUAUUUUUUCUCAGAUUAGCACAUGCCAUUUUUAUGUGCUCCCCAAAACAAUAAACAUUAAAUAGUUGAAUUUUAACAUCCUUGAACUGCAGCAGCCAGGGGAGCUAUUUAAUCAUGUUAUACAGGAAGUGUCAUGGUGUCCAUGUUUCAAAUUAAAAGGGAGGAGGGAGGGGAAUGCAAUUUGAACUUGAACAUUUGUCAGAAAAUCCUCAUCCCUUCCCAAACGGAGUAGAAUAUAAAACUCUUAGUUUCCUAGGACUGCCAUAACAAAAUACCACAAACUUGGUGGUUCAAAACAACAAAAUUGUCUCUCAGUUCUGCAAGCUAAAGUCUGUAAGUAAGGCGUCAGUGGGAAUAUGUGUCAGUCAAAGUCAUAGGAAGGCAUCUGCCAUGCCUCCACUAGUUUCUAGUUACCAGCAAUCUUUAGGAUCCUUGGCUUUUGGCAGUAUAACUCUGCCUGUGUCACAUGUCUGUCACAUGUCCUCUCUGUGUCCAAAUUUCCUCUCCUUAUAAAUUCACCAGUCAUACUGAAUUAGGGCCCCCUCAAUCCAGUUUGGCCUCAAGAAAUGUCUUAAAAGAUACUGUUUCCAAAUAGGAUAACAUUCAUGGGACCAUGGGUUAGGAAUUGAACUUAACUUUUGCCGGGCAGGCACAGUUAAAUACAUGACAAUAUCCUUCCCAUUACAGCACAGCAGGGGAAACAAAAACCAUAUCUUACAAACCUAGGAUCCAGCACUAAGGGGAUUAAGAGGUGCAGUGCCUAGCAAACUGAUGCUCCAGGGUGUUAAAUUCUUUGUAUCAAGGAUUUCUGCAGAGUUUAUUGGAUUUAAUAAAGAAAAUAAGCAGCACAGUUAAUAUAGUUUGGUACUUAGAGCAAACAUUGAUAAUGACCUAUAUACAAAGUGUUCGUUGCAGAUUUGUAAUAGCAGAUAUUAACAACCUAAAUUCUAGAUGUGUACACUAAACGGGAAGAAGGGCAGCAAUUUGGGGGGAAACAGAUAGGGAGGUGAGAAGGCGAUUUCUUAGUGUAUACUUUAUAUCUUUUUCAUUUUUGAACCAUUUGAAUUUACCUAUUCAAAAAUGAAAUUAAAUUUAAAAAAUAGAUUUAGAGAAUGCUACCCCAAGAGUAAUAAAGUAAUAUGGAACCUGAUUUAAGGAAAUGCAAGAUUAGCAUAGAAGAAAACUAUGUGAGAGAUUCAGACAAAUCAAUAGAACUUUGACAGUAAAAGAAAAGGAAUACAAUCAAAAGAGAGAUUAUUUUCUGAAGCCAUACCUGGCUUAGAGUUUUCUCACCAGUUCUUGAAAAUCUGAGAACAUUCUCCCUUGGCAGCAUGCAUAGAGAUGUAAGCUAAAGAAGAGUGCUAGCAAGUAGUGUAGAUUUCUUCAGGGAAUUUCCAGAGUCUUGGAUCUGGCUCCCCCUUCUGCAGAUUCACCAUUGGAUUUUUUCAGCACACUGAGAAAGGCUCUGGCUCAGGGGUUGACUCACACUAACCAAGUUUGUGAGUGUAAUAAUUUGAAGAACUAGCCCAGGAACUGGAAUAUUCCAAGUCCACAUAACCAAAACAUUCUUUCCUUAUGGGUGGGCCCAUAUGGAAAGUCAGAUAAGAAUCAGGAGGUUGUUCUGUAGACAUGGAUCAGAACAAGAAAAAUCAGAUGAGCUGCUUGAUCCUAUUCUAUUCAUGCUCCAGUUUUCCAGGACUCAGUCCUGACUCUUUUCUCCACCUACACUUACUUCCUAAGUGAUCCCAUCCUGUUCCAUGGUUUUGGGUGCCACGGAUGCUGGUAAUUCCCAGUUUUAUAUUUCCAGGUUAGUCCUCUGAACAUCCAACUGAUUUAUCCAACUGUCAGUUCAGUCUCCACUUUAAUGCUUAAUAAGCAGCAUCCUCUUAACAUGUCCAAAAUGAAAUCAUGAUUUCCCAUCUCCUAAACCUGACUUUAUGCCAUCUCAGUUCAUGUCAUCACCAGUCCCCCACUUGCUCAGAACAGAAACCUGAGACAUCCUUGACCCCUUUCCUUCACAUCCCACAGCCAAUCUAUCAGCAAAUCCUGAUGACUCCACCUACAAAUAGAUUCCAAAUUCAUCCAUUUUUUGUCAAUGAUGCCAUUGUCACCCUCCUCCAAACCACUUCUAUCAUUUGCGCAGCCUCCUAAUGGUCUUCCUUCUAUCUCACCUCAUAAUUCUCUAGAAUGAUAUUUCCCAACUUUGUAUUAAAAUUUUUUAAACCCACAGAAAAGUUGAAAGAAAAGUGCAAUACAUCCAUCAUUUAGAUUCUCCAAUUAACGUUUAAGCCCCCUUUGUGCAUGUGCAUAUGCACAAACACAUAUUUUACUAAACCAUUUGAAAGUAAGUUGUAGGCAUCAAUAUUCUUUAUCCCUCAGUAUUUCAGUAUGUAUUUGCUAUGAACGAAGGCUUUCCCAGACAUGACUGGGUGAUUCUUUUAAAAAUCAUAUCAUGUCAUUCCCCUGCUCAAAGUCAUUCAAAGGACUUCCUUCACACACAGGAUGAAAUCCAAACUUAAUGUCUUCAGAGUUCUGCAUGAUUUGGCCCUGCCUAUCCAUUAGAUUUCUUCUACCAUUCUCCCUCUAGCUUUCUCCCCACCAGUUACACUGACUAUGUCAGUCAAGAAAAUUUGUGCCAUACUUGUAGCAACUCCAAAUUGCAAAGGCUUAAAACGAAAUUUAUUUCUUGCUCACAUUAUGUGUCUAUUAGUGGUCACAUUGUUGUCUUCCUUAUUUCUAGAUUCAGACUUUGAUGGAGCAGCCACUAUCUGGAGCAUUACCAAUCAUCAUGCCAGAGAGAAAAGAGCUCUAGAGGGUCUUACGUUAGGAAUUAAGUGUUCUUUCCAUAAAUGACAUGCCAUUUCUGCCCAUGACUCAUUGUCCAGACUAGUCAUACGGUCUUACCCAUUCACAGAAGAACCAGGUAGCACAAUGCCUGUUAUAUUUUUAAAUAGAUGCUUAAUAAAUAUUAGCUUUAUUCUUCCUCUGGUUGACUAUACAUUUUUAACUUUUCCCCCUUCUUCCAGUCUUUUAGUCAUGCUAGCAAAUCUAUGUCCUAAUUGUGGCCUCAUGGAUACAGAAGAGACCUUUGAGACCCAUGCCAGUAGGGACUAUGUAGGUCACAGAAAGCAGAAAUUUUUUGGCAGAUUGUAUUGUCUCCUAUAUCUCCUUUGCCAUAUGCUUUUUUAAACAGUGUGACUUUGACAUUCCUAUAGAGUGAGGGAACUAGUGUCUUCUCCCCUUUAACCUUAGUGAAGCCUUCUGACUGCUUUGCCUAAUAGACUACAAUGAAAGUGACACUGUGUGACUUCUUAGUAAAAGACAAUAUAUCUUUCUCCUGGUACUCUUGCAACUAGCCCUUGGAACCCAACCACCAUGCUGUAAGGAAGCUUAAGCAGUCCGUGGAGGGACUGAUAAUGGGAAGUUCCAAGGUCUCAGUCCACAUACCUUGGCAAAGUUUGCCACCAACACCUAGCACCAACUUUCCAAUCAUUCUAGUGAGUCUUUGAAAUGGAUCCUUCAGUGGCCAGAAUUUACAGGAUUUAUUUGUGUGAGUUGUGUCUACCCUCAGCUAGAAAAUAUUGUACCAAAAGAAAAAUAUUCUAUUUUCAAAAUUCAAUCUUAAUUUAUGAGUAAGUUAGACAGUAUUGGAAUAUUCAGUUGGUUUGCACUUACAGAGCUAUGCAGGUUUUCAAAACAUUGGCAGGCUGUUGAGUCAGUUUGCUAAAUAGCCAUUGUCUUCAGCCUCUCAAGUGCAAACACCCUUCUUACCCCCAAUACUACCACCCUGGCCUCCCAGCCCCUCUCCCAGGAUGCCUUGCACUACCCUUCAGGUUAACACCUGGCUCAGCAAGGGGACCUCCAGGGAUCCUGCUCCAGUUCUUUGGUGUCCACUUGAAUUGGUUAAGUAUUAACCAUGCCACAUAGGUUAAGUAUUUUAACUAUCACUCCUUAAUGCACUGCAUAUAUUUCACGUGCAUGCAUUAAUGUGAUCACAACAUACGUACUGUUUUUUAGUGAUUUUUUUCUUUUCUGUAUUGUUUAGCUCCCUACUCUUUUCCACACCCUCUUCAUAUUGUAACCCAACCACCAUUCCACAAAACAGGUAGUCCCAUGAACCACCUAGCAGAUAUCCUUCCAUAUUUUUUGCUAGGCUGCUUAUAAAACCAUAUACAAAUUUGUGCAUACAUAUUCAUAUAUGUGCUAUUACAUAUACCUACAUAGUGUUUGGGGUCAAAUGAAACCGUGUUAUUCAUACUUUCCUGCAUAACAAAUACUUUUAAAUGUUAACUAUGGUUUUGACAGCACUUGGAUUGUUUUUGACAUGCUAGGAUGGGAUACCUCUUGUCUCAUUCACUACUCCAUGAGGAAGCAGAGGGACUUAACCUCCCUGAUGGGUUUGGGCAAAAGAAUUGUGCAUGCUAAGCCCUGCACUUCCUUUCUUUGUCUUAAGAGAAAGAAGCAGUUAGCAGGUUCACCCCUGCAGAACUGUAUGGGAAUCAGUGGUGUCAGGGACCAGAACUGAAGCAUUCUGUCAGAUUCAGAGAUGAAGCAUUGACUUGCCUGCUCAACUGGAACUCUAAGCCCUGAGGUCCAGUAUCAGAAUUAUCAGGAGUUCAGUCUCCCUCAGCCUGACUCUGCGAUGCCCUGCCAGCGAAUAUUGCAUUCCGUGAGGGAAGAAAGACAAGUUACUUUUGGGUCCCUGUACCAAUUUGUAUGUAUUAUGUCCCCCAGAAAAAGCCACAUUCUUUAAUGUAAUCUUGUGGGGGCAGACAGAUCAGUGUUGAUUAAGUUGGGACCUACUGAUUGAGUGUUUCCAUG